Molecule: messenger RNA, 3210 nt
Organism: Syngnathus typhle (broad-nosed pipefish)
Lineage: Eukaryota; Metazoa; Chordata; Actinopteri; Syngnathiformes; Syngnathidae
Gene: clcc1
Product: chloride channel CLIC-like 1
Exons: 10
Coding region: 148-1839 (563 amino acids)
Cellular component (GO): membrane; endoplasmic reticulum
Molecular function (GO): chloride channel activity
Source: RefSeq, a predicted model, not a curated record
CCGCCUAAUUGACGCAAUAAAUACGCGACACGCGUCCACUCCGGAAUUCCCCUGCACCGGAGACUAAAUGCUUUAUCUCAGCAAUAAUCGUGACUAGCAGCAUUUAACUAGAUUGAGAGGUGGCCGUGAAGUGAUAGAGUCGUCACGAUGCUCCUUGUCGUCCUGUUCGGUUACCUGACUCUGGCCUCUGGUCAACAGCUGGACGAGGACUGGGUUGACCCAUAUGACUUGCUCAACUACGACGCUACCACUAAAACCAUGAGGAAACCCGCUGAGAAACCAGUAAGUGAUUUAAAUGUCCCAAUCUCAAGAAAAGGGCACGACGAAUGGGGGCAAGGUGAACUGAAGGUCUGCAACCAACAAUUGUCUGAUUUACAAACUCAGGUUGAAGCCCAAAUGACUCGUAUGAGACUCAACCCGCAGCAGGCCACAUGUAAUCCUGUUUUUAAAAGAUUCCUGAGCAGACUCCUUAAGGACAUACAAAGAAUUGAAGAGCCCCAAGACUCCGUAAACUAUGAUGCUACAAUUCAACUAUCCGGCCAAGCCAUGGCCGAGAUUCAGACCUUUCUUGAUGGGGAAGACGGCUGCAGAUCAGGCGCUCUGGACCACGCCAUCAGUCAGCUACUGGUAGACCUUCGACGACACGACUACGAGGCUUGGAAGUGGCGCUUUGACGAUACCUUUGGUGUCGAGCUGGACACGCUUUUGAAGUUGGCCCUAUGUAUUUUGGUCUUCACGGUCAUCAUCUGCACUCAGCUGUGGUCUUGCAUCUCCUGGCUAGUGCAGUUCAAACGCCUGUUCGCCGUCUGCUUCUUUGUCAGUGUUGUCUGGAAUUGGUUAUAUCUGUACAAGAUUGCUUUUGCUGAGCACCAAAGGAACAUUGCGACGAUGCAUAGCGUCAACGACAAAUGCACUGGGGUAAAGACGAUUGACUGGCGCGAUAGUUUGAAAGAGUGGUUCAGAAGCACGUUAACGCUGCAGGAUGACCCUUGCAAGAGAUACUAUGAAGUCCUCAUGGUCAAUCCUGUUCUGCUAGUACCUCCCACCAAGGCAAUCUCGGUUACCAUCACCACCUUCAUCACAGAGCCACUGAAGCACGUCGGCCUGGGGAUCAGCGAGUUUCUGAGAGCGCUCCUCAAAGAUCUUCCGAUCACCCUACAGAUUCCUGUUCUCCUCACGAUUGUGCUUGCCAUUGUGGUAUUCAUGUAUGGAAGUGUGCAGGCAGUUUUCCAGUACGGCAUCACUGCACCUCUACGCCGUGACAGAAGGGAUCCCGCCAUACCGCCACCGGAGCAGCCUCGUCUCCAGGAAAUCGAGGACCGUGGCCACAUGGAAGCAGGGGACAUGGCGCAGCCUCGUCCACGACGCGAUUCAAAUGAAGCGCCAUUGCACAGGAAUCAGCUUUGCAGGUCCCGGCCCAACAAAGCCAGAGAAGGGCCAGCUCGGGUGUUUGUGGAGACUUUGCGCACCGCCGCGUCCUCCCACGUAGAUGGGGGAAGGCGUGCGAGACGCGUUGAGGCAGGGCAGGGGGACGAAGCCGAUCCUCAAGCGGACUCUGACUCUGACAACUAUGCAGAGGGAGAGGAGGAGCAAAGAGGCGCCGCUGGUGUUUUGCUGUCACAGGUUGACGCCAAAACUAAAGGCACAGACUCUCAGUCCGAACAGACAAAAGACCACGACAUCAAAGAGAGGAAGACAUCUGGACCUCCAGAGACUCUACCUAAAGAUAAUGUGCAGAUAAAAGCUCAGGACCCAAAGGCCUCAACUGGAAACUCGACGCCGCCUGUCUCACUGACAAAUGUGGAAACGCUCGGCAGGCCUGUUCAAGAGACGGGAUGAAACUACGGUUGGAGCUUGUGGCUUCACCGGUGGGUGUCACAGUGCCAAAAUGAUGUCAUCUGUGCAGAGUUGGAGGCUGAGUAGCUCUUAGCUUUAACAGCUACUUGCUGUUGCAGUAAAGGCUCUUCGAAUAGAGACGUCAAUACUCUGUAUGAAUUGCCGACGAACACUGAAGCACUUUAAGCACGUUGAAGAGAACCUGUGGUGCUGAGAAGAAAAAUUUGUAUCUUUUUUUGGUUACAGUGCACUCUUUGACAAAAUAGGAAGUGUCAGUUGAUGUCAUUUUAAAGCAAAAUUUGAAUCAGGAAUGGUGUUCAAUUUUUUUUUUAUGUGAAUACAUUUGUUUUUGUACUUUUAGAAUUGUAUUUUAAGUCUUAAAGGUAGAUGCUCAGGCAUAUUUUCUUUUCUUUUUUGUAUAAUUAUCGGUGAGGUCGCAUGAGACCCAAAAUGUAACAGGGAGCUUGCAUUUUUGGAUUGCUGGUCAGCAUAAGGGUGUGAGAAUAGAUUAGAAUUGGAACUGGGGAAAUCUACCUGUUAUUUGUAUGCUUGCUGUAGUGGGAUGCUCAUCUGUCUAUAAUAUCUCAUCAGUCCAGAACAGUGAUGUGCUGUACAUUUUGUACCCACACCUUCACUGGGGACUUAUUCUACAUAACGUUUUGCAAUUUUUUUUAACCCUUUUAACAUUUAAUGAUUUCCAGACUGAUGCUUCAGUGUCCUUGUGCUUGAACUUGAUGGCGGUUUUGGGCUUCAACAUUCUAAAUUUUAAAUUCAUAAGCACUAACUACACCCAAGGAGAAAAUUGUUGGUACCACCUCCCCGUCAAUGAAAGAAAUAUAAAGACAAAAAUGUAAUAAAAUUAAAGAUGUAAUCCAACUUUGCACUUGUAAACCAGAAAUUGCUUUUGAAUUGUGGUUUAGCAGUUUUAUCAAAAAUGGAACAACUUUAUAGAGUGCGCCAGCUGUUUCAGACAUAUUUCCGUGCCCUCUAAGCCCUGAGAAGCCACAAGAGGGCAUUAAAGCCUAAAUAAUCGGAGAUAUUUGCCUGAGAGGAAGCAAACCCAGCACCCAACCUUUGAUAAAUGAUAAAAUAUAUGAUGAUGAUAGAACUUUAUUUAUCCCACAGCGGGGAAAUUAACUUGUCACAGCAGCGUAUUCUUGCCCUCUUGUACGCUGCGAUGACAAGUAAAUUUCCCCGCUGUAGGGUAGAUAAAGUUCUAAAUCAGCAUCAUAUAUUUUUACCCCACGAUCAAAAGAUACCCUUUGUGGGUCGUUUCUGUGUUAGGGUAAUGUCAAACGAAUUUACAAUGAUAUUUAUGUGUUUGGGGUUGUGUGUUUACAAUUAAACCAAUUUGUAUAAACAAUUCUAAAUGAA